Molecule: messenger RNA, 1233 nt
Organism: Durusdinium trenchii
Lineage: Eukaryota; Dinophyceae; Suessiales; Symbiodiniaceae
Source: the annotation of a GenBank genome assembly
AUGCUGACCUGUUGCGGAGGUGGCCCCGGCGCCCGGAAGAAGUUGGACAUUGGGGACGUGGAUGAGUUCCGGAAGCAGCUGGCACAGCAGCGGGACCAGCUGAGACUUUGGAUCAUCAAGGCGAAGCAGGAAUGGGAGGAAAAGCAAUCAGGAGCUGGUCAUCGAGGUGAAACCAAUGAUCAGGAGUACUACAUUGCCUCCAUUGGAGAAACACUUGGUCCCAACCGCGAAUACCUGGCCGAAGCCAGCAUAGGCCGAGGGGUCUUCUCCAGCGUCUUUCGGUGCAAGCACGUGACCCAAAAGACAGACUAUGCUCUGAAGUUCGUGCGAGCCAACAAGAUGAUGCGAAAGGCGGCAGAGAAGGAGGUGGAAACCUAUCGGAAGCUUGCAAAGUUGGCGGCCAAGGAAGAUCAGGAGGGAGCACAAUACAUCAUGUUGCUGUCCCCACCUGAGACUUUCGAACAUCAGGGCCACCUGUGUUUGGUGUUUGACCUGCUGAAGUGCGAUCUCCGAACUGCCCUGUCCAAGUAUGGGCAGGGAAAAGGUCUUCCACUUCAAACGGUGGCACAGUAUGCCAGGCAACUCUUCCUUGCCCUCCGGUGCCUCCGGAAGAUCAAACUCAUACAUGGUGAUUUAAAGCCUGACAAUGUCCUCAUGACACUGGCGAAAACAGAGAUCAAGUUGUGCGACUUCGGAUCUGCGAUGGAUGUGGGCGAGGCAGUGAAAACAGCAUACUUGCAACCUCGCUUUUAUCGAGCACCUGAAGUCAUCCUGGGAACAGGGUAUGACACCCAGAUUGAUCUCUGGAGUGCCGGGGUCACCCUUUUCGAGCUGGCGAGUGGCAAGAUCCUCUUCACUGGGAAGACGAACAACUCCAUGAUCCGCCAGAUGUUAGAGGUGUCCGGUGCCUUUCCCAAGAAGCUGGCGACGUCGGGGGAGUUUGCCGCGAAGCACUUCAACUCCGAAGGUGAGUAUUUGCUGAAGGAUCCCGACUCAAUCACAGGGAUCCGAGAUAUCAUCCCUAUGAAGAAGUAUGAGAAGCCGAGGCAACCUGUGAGUGGCAUGUUGGACAAAGUCUUCAAGAAUCCGCCUCCCAACUCGGAUCCGAAGACGCAGGAGCGGCUCAUGCCGCGCCUGGCCGACUUGGUGCAAAAUCUCCUGAAGCUGGUGCCCGGCGAUCGAUGUACUCCAGAGGCAGCUUUGGCUCAUCCCUUAUUCCAGAAGGACAAAUGA